This is a messenger RNA of Darwinula stevensoni, 327 nucleotides long. The record is from the annotation of a GenBank genome assembly. NCBI's taxonomy places the organism in Eukaryota, Metazoa, Arthropoda, Ostracoda, Podocopida, Darwinulidae.
AUGUGUGUGGAGAAGCCGCCCACCAUCCUCUUCCGCCACCAACUGGGGCCGAUCGCCCAGAGCAACGACGGGAAGUUGAUCGUGUACCCGGGCACCAUCCUCCAUCUGGAGUGCCUCUGGAAGCGGAAGUUCGGGAAGCCGGAGUGGGAGGUGAGCCACGGGCACCGGGACUACCCGGAGGGCUGGACGACGGACGAGAACCGGGACACGAACCUGGAGUAUCGGCUGAGCAUCUACCACGCCCAGAAGAACGACUCGGGGGUGUUCGCCUGCCGGGCGCCGAAUCGGCACAAGCACAGCGUGGAGGUCGUCGUGAAGGGUGAGUGA